Penicillium odoratum is the source of this 1500-nucleotide messenger RNA. RefSeq lists its product as uncharacterized. NCBI's taxonomy places the organism in Eukaryota, Fungi, Ascomycota, Eurotiomycetes, Eurotiales, Aspergillaceae. The record is from RefSeq and is a predicted model, not a curated record. The transcript has a single exon. The coding region runs from base 1 to 1500 and encodes 499 amino acids.
AUGGCUGACUAUAUGAAUUUAAGCAAUAACUGCCCGCGUCCUCGGCUCUCGGGGAGUGAUUCCAGCCCGACAAAUCCAUUCAUCCCAGUCCCGCCCAAUCCAACAUUUACAAGAACUCCUUUAAGCGACGAAAAGACUGCGCUCAUCUUGAACAUCGCCACGGCUCAGAAAUCCUUCACCGGCAUUGAAAAGAAGCUUCCUGUCUUCGUGUGGAUUCACGGUGGAUCCUUGUUAUUUGGAAGCGCGAACUACGGCAUAUAUGACACCGUGAACCUUGUUUCGCAUAGCAAAGCCGUUGGUCUCCCCAUACUUGCUGUUAGUAUCAACUACAGACUCGGACUGGGCGGAUUCCUGGCCAGCGCGAAGAUAGCAGAAGAGCUAAAGCGAGACGGGUUCGCAGGCAACGGGAAUUUUGGGUUCACAGAUCAGAAGGUUGCGUUGGACUGGGUACAGAAGUAUAUCUCAAACUUUGGAGGGGACCCCAACAAUGUUACAGUUGUGGGACAGUCGGCUGGGGGCGUCUGUAUCGGCCACCAUAUGGCGUCGAGCCAUCCGAUGAAAUUCCAUCGUGCAGUGUGUAUGUCUGGUUUUGGGACAACCUUGCGAGCACUUUCUCUGGAGGACCAUGAGAACCUCUUUGACAGCACGUGUCGCUAUUUUUGUAUUGAUUCGCAUGUUACAGAUGCAUUGGAUCGGCUGCGGCAGGUUGACCAGCAGGUGCUGGCUGAUGCAGAUCCCAUCAUUCAGGGUGUGCCGGCCGGCACUGGCAAUCCAUGGUGGUUCUAUGCACACAAACCCCAGGAAAUGACUGCAGCACCGAGCUGGGUGAAGUCUUUCAUAUUUGGCGAUGUUCAUGAUGAGGGAGUUAUCUUCAUCCUGAACCUGAUGAAGGACACAUAUGACACCGUUCGAAGUACGCUCAUGCAGGAAGUUCAAGACGAGAAUUUUCUCAACGCCGUCUUCAAUGAAUACGGAAUCACGUCAGACCUGACGCAGAACGUACUCCUGGAUAGCGUAUGCACCAUGGCUGCGGAUACUGUAUUCAAAAUCCAAAAUUAUGAGGCCGGAAUUGUGAAUCAACGUCUGCGGGAAGAGGGCGCACUCUUCAAAUAUCAUUUUGAUCAACGCUCUCGUAUCCACAAUGCCCUGGAAGGAAAAUCAUACCACGGCUUCGAUGUGAUUUAUUUAUUCAGGGACCUUGAUACUGCCCUAACCGAGGUGGAACGUGCCAUGGGGAGUGAUCUUCAAACCGCCUGGCUUCAAUUUGUGCAUGGCCAGCCACCAUGGCAAAAAGGAAGGAACAUCGGUCUGUGGAAAGUUUGGGGUUCUGAUUCGCAGGUAAAGACUGAGACAGAACAACAAGAUGAGCCCGCUCGCCACUAUUCUCGGUUCAAGCGGGUGCUUCAACUGGGCGCUGGGGGAUUAUGGGAAAAAUAUAUGAAGGGGCUAGAUUCUCUAGUUAUGAAACGGGGAAACAGCGGGAAGUUUGAGCAAAUGUGA